AUGAUAUUCACAGCCUUGUCUGAUUGGGAGUCUGCGACACCGUACACAUCUCUCAUCCCACAACAACUAUUUCCAGUACUCGCAUUGGUUUUGUUGUUGUCUGGUGCUGUUGCUACGAGUACCUUUUCUGUCAUCACUGCUUCUCGGGUUCGGGACAGUAUUUUUGUUCAUGUCGGUGGGAAUUUAUGUGUAGGAGACACAAAAGAACUUUCAAGAACAUUAGUGAAAUGGAACGAAUAG
Molecule: messenger RNA, 240 nt
Organism: Ambispora gerdemannii
Lineage: Eukaryota; Fungi; Glomeromycota; Glomeromycetes; Archaeosporales; Ambisporaceae
Source: the annotation of a GenBank genome assembly